CGAAACUGACGGACAAAAGCUCAAGUAAACUCACGUAGUCUCUCCCACAGCUAACUAGAACUCAGCCGAGUCACGAGGCACCCAAAAAACAAAAAACAAAUAAGCAACAAAAAAGAGCUCGUCGACGGCAAAAGUUGAAAAUAAAACAAUAAACAGUCGAAAUUCUCCGGCGAAGAUGAGAACCGGAAAAGGAAAUCAAGAGGAAGAAGAUUACGGAGAAGAAGACUUUAACUCUAAACGUGAAGGUCCUUCUUCCAACACUACUGUUCAUAGCAACAGAGAUUCAAAGGAAAAUGAUAAAGCUAGUGCGAUACGUUCUAAACAUUCGGUCACUGAGCAACGUAGAAGAAGCAAAAUCAAUGAAAGAUUUCAGAUAUUGAGAGAACUAAUUCCCAACAGUGAACAAAAACGUGACACUGCUUCAUUCCUUUUAGAGGUGAUAGAUUAUGUUCAGUAUUUACAAGAGAAGGUGCAAAAGUAUGAAGGAUCGUAUCCAGGUUGGAGUCAGGAACCAACAAAGUUGACGCCAUGGAGGAAUAAUCAUUGGCGAGUUCAAAGUUUGGGGAACCACCCAGUAGCUAUAAAUAAUGGAUCUGGUCCAGGGAUACCUUUUCCUGGAAAGUUUGAAGACAACACUGUGACUUCGACACCUGCAAUUAUUGCAGAACCGCAAAUCCCGAUUGAAUCUGACAAAGCAAGAGCUAUAACCGGCAUAUCGAUUGAAAGUCAACCUGAGUUAGACGACAAAGGAUUACCACCACUACAACCAAUUCUUCCAAUGGUACAAGGCGAACAAGCUAAUGAAUGUCCUGCAACUAGUGAUGGGCUAGGCCAAAGUAAUGACCUGGUUAUUGAAGGUGGAACCAUUAGCAUCUCUAGUGCCUACUCGCAUGAGUUAUUGAGCUCAUUAACACAAGCACUCCAGAAUGCAGGCAUUGAUCUGUCGCAAGCAAAGCUUUCUGUGCAGAUCGAUCUUGGGAAGCGAGCCAAUCAAGGUCUAACUCAUGAAGAGCCAUCAAGUAAGAAUCCAUUAUCAUAUGAUACGCAAGGAAGGGAUUCAAGCGUUGAGGAAGAAUCUGAACAUUCUCACAAGCGGAUGAAAACACUGUGACAUUUCUCUCUCAGGCUCCACGGCGCUGGAAUAUAUAAAUGUAUUGACAGAUUCCUUGUAUCGUGUACAUUGUUCGGCUUCUAGGGGUUCCUAUAGUACUCGUUAAGAUAAACUUUGGUUAGUAGAUUCUGCGUUUUUUUGUGGUUCUGAGUUUGUAUCAUCUUCUGCAUCAUUCAUGUAACCUAUCAAAUAUGAUCUCUUGUGGUUUCAAGUUAUUGCAUCAUUUUUUUCCGAUUUGAUCUUCCUUUUUUGUUGAGAGAGCGAGAUCAAAGGCUAGCAAUCUCUUAACCUUAAAGUGAAAGACUAUUAUAAAAUCAUUUGAUGCUAAACCAAAGAUGAUGUGAUGCUUUUAUCUAUUGUUGUGAUGACCCAUAACUUUGAGAAGAAAAGCAUAAUCAAAGGCAGUCUCUUCGCAUUGAGCAUAGCGACCACCUUCACCAAAAUGCCCUCCGUUCAUAUUUGUUUUCAGAAUCACAGCUCGGGAGCAGUCGUGGCACGUACUAUCCCUUAUCUUAGCCACCCAUUUUGCACCUUCCCAUACUCCAACCCUGACCCAAUAACACACGCAAACUAUGAUCCAAAGAUUCUUACUUAAAACAAAAAAGAGAUAUGGGUUUAAGGGUUCUUUUGUGAAGCUAGCUUGCCUUGAGUCAUGAAACGAAGUAG
This is a messenger RNA of Arabidopsis thaliana (thale cress), 1777 nucleotides long. RefSeq names its product BES1-interacting Myc-like protein 2 (gene BIM2). Gene Ontology annotation, biological process: regulation of DNA-templated transcription; DNA-templated transcription. The record is from RefSeq and is marked reviewed. The coding region runs from base 176 to 1111 and encodes 311 amino acids. The transcript is spliced from 7 exons. Gene Ontology annotation, cellular component: nucleus. NCBI's taxonomy places the organism in Eukaryota, Viridiplantae, Streptophyta, Magnoliopsida, Brassicales, Brassicaceae. Gene Ontology annotation, molecular function: DNA-binding transcription factor activity; protein dimerization activity.